Molecule: messenger RNA, 981 nt
Organism: Caenorhabditis briggsae
Lineage: Eukaryota; Metazoa; Nematoda; Chromadorea; Rhabditida; Rhabditidae
Exons: 7
Coding region: 1-981 (326 amino acids)
Biological process (GO): positive regulation of response to oxidative stress
Cellular component (GO): membrane
Molecular function (GO): chondroitin 4-sulfotransferase activity
Source: RefSeq, a predicted model, not a curated record
AUGGAUACUGUAGGCACUGUAGAAGAAAGAAGUGGAAACAACAUUUCCAAAUACUGCUGCAUAUUUUUGACAAUGUCCGUUUGUUUAGGAAUUUAUGGAUUUUUUAAUUUCCAAAAUGAAUAUACGAUUUAUGUGAAUGGCAAAAUUGUGAAUUUCACUGGAGUAGAAGACUUCAUUCCACCGUUCGUCAGCUAUGAUCCCCACAUUUUGGUGGCUCCGGAGAACAAAUUGAUCUCCUGUGCAAUUGCAAAGUCUAUGUCUCAAUUAACCGCUAGUAUUAUGUGUCUACUGUAUGAUGAGGACACUUUUCUUGCUCAGAACCUAAGUUUAAAUGAUGCUUGGAACACUAGCAGAGAAUGCCUUGAAGAAUACGCUUUUCAACAUCCAAGUCCACAACUUUUAAAUGAUCCGGACACAGUAAGAUUUGCAUUUAUAAGAGAUCCAAUUCAACGAUUCGUGUCCUUCUACCUGGAUAAGUGUGGCCACCUUGGCCAGUGUCUCGGCUGUAACAGUACGGACUUGAGAUGCUUCGUUCGUAAAACUUAUGAAAUGUUAAAAAAUAUUUCGGACCAUCGACAUGGAUUUGACUGGGAUGGGAAUGUGACGGCAGAGCACGCUGCACCAUUGUCAUGGAUGUGCAAUUUCGAUAAGGAUCUUGAAAAAUGGCAUUUGCUUAUGAUGGGAUCGGAUUUGGAAGAAAGAAAAUCGUCGAUUCUACAUUUAGGAAAUAUUUUAAAGCGACAAGGAUUCAACGAAACAUUGGUGGAGAAGAUUCAGAAGGAUAUGACGAUUGGAGAGACUCCCCAUGGCACACACAAAUCAUCGCAUCGACAAGAAGCUGAACGUCAAAUCCGCGAGGAUCCAUACAUUCGGGACCUUCUUCAUAAAAUUUACUUUUUUGAUUAUGUCGUUUUUCCAUUUAAGAGAGAUGUGUUAGAUGAAAAGUAUAAAACGAACUUCUGGAAAACUCCAGAAGUUUAG